GAUGAAGUCGGAGCGGCCGCGUCCCAACACUUUCAUCAUUCGCUGUCUGCAGUGGACGACGGUGAUCGAGAGGACUUUCCACGUGGACAGCCCCGAGGAGCGCGAGGAGUGGAUCCAGGCCAUCCAGGCCGUUGCCCACAGUCUCAAGGUUCGGGAGCCGCUGUCGGAGGCGAUGGAGCUGCAGAGCGGAGCCCUGGGGAGUGAGGAGACGGAGCUGGCCGUGGGCAAAUCCCAAACCAAAGCUACCAUGAACGACUUCGAUUACCUGAAGCUGCUGGGAAAGGGAACCUUCGGGAAGGUGAUCCUGGUGCGGGAAAAGGCGUCGGGACGGUACUACGCCAUGAAAAUCCUGCGCAAGGACGUCAUCAUCGCCAAGGUGGGACCCCAAAACCUCCAUUUGGGAUGGGAUCGGGAAUUCUGACCCCAAAAUCGGGAAUGGGAAUGGGAUCGGGA
This is a messenger RNA of Malurus melanocephalus (red-backed fairy wren), 453 nucleotides long. RefSeq names its product RAC-beta serine/threonine-protein kinase-like. Gene Ontology annotation, biological process: peptidyl-serine phosphorylation; intracellular signal transduction. The transcript has 3 exons. The record is from RefSeq and is a predicted model, not a curated record. Gene Ontology annotation, molecular function: ATP binding; protein serine/threonine kinase activity. The coding region runs from base 2 to 421 and encodes 139 amino acids. NCBI's taxonomy places the organism in Eukaryota, Metazoa, Chordata, Aves, Passeriformes, Maluridae.